This is a messenger RNA of Hippocampus comes (tiger tail seahorse), 1325 nucleotides long. Its product is annotated as solute carrier family 43 member 3-like. The record is from RefSeq and is a predicted model, not a curated record. NCBI's taxonomy places the organism in Eukaryota, Metazoa, Chordata, Actinopteri, Syngnathiformes, Syngnathidae. Bases 101 to 1231 code for a protein of 376 amino acids. The transcript is spliced from 10 exons.
GGAAGAGUGUGUGAGCCAAUGACAUAGUGAUAAGAUUUGGAAGACCAGCUGGGGAGCUCCGCUGAGGAACUGCAAGGUGUGUGCGCAAGAAGCUUGGACGAUGUUGCCAUCUUCGAAGCACUUCAAAGUGCGACAAGUCUUCACCUUCAUCACGGGCAUGUUGGAGUGUCUGUUCUUCGCAGGAAUUAUAUUCGGCUGGGCCUCACUUGUGUUCCUCCUGAAGUCGCGAGGUUUCUUUGGCUCCUUUUGUGUCAACACCACAAACAGUGAUGGAGCACGGGUCCAAGAUUGCAGGGGCCAGGAUGAACAGUUCUCGCUUGUCUUCACCAUUGCAUCCUUCAUGAAUAAUUUCCUGACAUUUCUAAAUGGUGUCAUCUUUGAUCGUUUUGGCACUUUGGUGGCUCGGCUCUAUGGAUUAGCUCUUCACACCUUGGGUAUCUUGAUGUUGACCUUUGCAACUCCAGCUCUGUCCAUGGUGCUUUAUCCAGCACUCUCGUUCAUAGCUGUUGGUGGCAUGAUGCUGCUCCUGAGCAACAUGCAGGUGGCAAAUCUGUUUGGCGCUCAUCGUUCGACCAUCAUCACCAUCUACAACGGGGCCUUCGACUCUUCCUCGGGUGUCUUUGUCCUCGUUAAAUUGGCAUACGAGUCUGGCAUCCCUCUCAAGGCCAGUUUCCUGUUCUUGGCCACCGGCAGCAUCUAUCACAUACUCAGGACGAUCUUCCUGUUUCCCAGAACCUCAAUCCCGUACCCGCCGCCUGACCACUACAAGUAUGGGAUAUCCUGCAGAAGAUUAAGGAAGUCCAAUAAAACUGUACAGAGCGACUUUCAGAUGCCAGUGGAGGAGAAGCCACAUGACGUGGAAGAGCCUGAAAGACCUGAGAAAACCUUCCGUGAAUGUGUUCUGUCCAAAUUCUUCUUCUUUGUCGUCCUCUGGUUGUCCGUGAUCCAACUGAGACAUUAUCUGUUCAUCGGCACCCUCAACCCCAUGCUGGAGCGUCUGGCUGAUGGCGAUGCAUCAGUUGUGAGCCAGUACAUCAACGCCUUUGCAUUCACUCAGAUGUGUGGGUUGCUGGUGGCUCCCAUGAACGGCUUCAUUCUCGACCGACACAAGCGAAAACCUCCGGUGGCAGGUAUAACGCGUGCAAAAAUCACCAAAAUGGGAGCCCGUUGGCCUCUGUUCCGAGGUGCGCAGUUACUGCUGUCGUUGACCUCCUGGAACUUUAGGAAUUGAAUUAUUGUUUAUUUUACUUUAGGUGUUCAUUUUUUAACUUGAGUUAUAUUGUAGGUUGUCCUGCCAAGUUGCGAGUAAGUGACUGUUUUACGUC